This is a messenger RNA of Paramuricea clavata, 3297 nucleotides long. NCBI's taxonomy places the organism in Eukaryota, Metazoa, Cnidaria, Anthozoa, Malacalcyonacea, Plexauridae. The record is from the annotation of a GenBank genome assembly.
UGUAAACAAGCUCCAACGCAAAAUUAUACACAGUGAGUUUGUAGGAUCUGCUGUCUGUUUUGGGUUUAUUUCUGACUAUGAAAUGAAGUUAUUGUGGCUGUUAUCUUACUUAUAGUGCGAUAUGCCCACACGAAUUGCCGAUGGAAUUAAUUUUGAAGUAACUUAAUCUUUAAAUGAAUUGAUGUGUAUGUGAUGAGCGUAACAUUGAGCGAUGCUUCGCUGGUGAGUGCCUUAAUGUAAAAUCAUAAUAAUUGCCUAUUUGGGUUGCUUAUCCCAGUAACCUCAUGAAUGUAUAUUAAUUUACAAUAUGUAGGCUAUAUUAUUCCAUAUAAAUCGAGAUAUAUAUUUAUUAUUGACAUAAAAUGGGUUAAAUUAACCCUCUUAACUUGAUCGUUCAACACUAAACAGAUGUAACCCAAUGUAUAUUUGUGAAACAUCAAUAAUUUAUGAAGAAAACACAAAAGAUAUCAUGACCGUGAAGAAGUUUGUAUAUAUCUGAUACAAAAUUAUGCUGAUUUACAUAAACUUUAUAAGUUCAUUUUUCUCACCAAAUAUCAUUGAUUAUUAUAAAUUGUUGAAGAAUACGAAUGUUCUCAUCAAGACGUUUCACAAUCCAUUUACAACAUUCGCGUACGGCCGCUCAUGCCUCAUAUUGUAAAUAGUACACCACAGCUAAUUAAAAAAGUUGUCCUUCAAAAAUAUCUUAAACCUUAAACAUUGGGCGCGCAAGGUAUGAUGGGUAACGUCCUAUUUAGAGUCUGAAACUCGGGAAAUUUGCUUUGCAACAAUGCUAUAUAUAAUGAACACGUUCGAUGAUUCCCGCAUUUCUUUGUGUGCAUGUUAACAACAAAACAAUCUAUACUCGUUCUGGUACUGAGCAUGCAGUAUAGUCAGGAGUUUUCUACGUUUUGUAAGGAAUGAAAUCCCAGAAAUACUCGUAAAUAGUUCUAUAUUAUGAGUUUAUCGUUCUAACAUUGACUUUGUAUUUCCGUGCGUCUGUAUAGGAAGUGUGCCUUCUAUUUACCUUCUAUUCAUCUUAAUAAAACAAAGAUAUAGAGUCAGGCAAUGUCCAUCAUUGCCGGGCAAAUUUUUGCCCCCCCCCCCCCUACGCCUAUGCACCGUGUAUAUAUAAUAUAUUUAUUGACAUUAAAUAUAUAUUUAAGCAAUAAUAUUUAACAAAUAACAAGGAAAACAAAAUGUACAGGUAUAUUGUUAUAUUCUUGCAGGUAAUGUGGUUAACCUUAUAUACUGAAUAAUUUAUUAUCUUCUCAGCACAUCGCAAAUUACACAGGCGUAUAUUUUUGUUACCUUUAUUGUUCUUCUUUUGUAUACCAAGUAUGAGUUCUGCAUUGAGGCGUUGUUGCUAUAAUUUAUUAGUAACUGUAUAUGACUCCACAGCCAAAAUUGCGGCACAUAGGAGACUGUAAAUAAAUACGAUAUUGGCUCGAACUGUAAUUGGUUUAUUUUUUUUAAAUAUUUUAUUCAAUAUAUCCCUUUUACCAUAAAAUAUGUUGGGUUGUAUAUGUGGGUCAUGAAUAAUUAAACCUACAGUAACACACUCAAAUUUCACUAUACUGCAAGCGUAUCGUGUAAUCAACUUGAACACGUAGGCCUAUAUAUGAAUCCAUCCAGGAAAUUGUAUAUGUGAAUCAUAGAUAAAAGUGCUAAAGAUAUGUCAUUUUCUUUCAAACAGGGAAAAGCUGUGUCCGAUACAAAUGUCUUCAUUGCAGCUAACAGAAUAUUGGGAAAAUAUUCUAUUAACAUACAUGACAAGACAGAUCAAAAUGGGGAAGUUGAAAAAUCUUCCACUAAAACUGCAACAAGACUAGCACCAAGGUUAAGAUUGGAUAGACUUGACAGGUCCAUCGAAGUGCAAAAUGCGUGCGAGUGCCUUGAUAUGGAAAAUCCGGAGUCAUUCAAAAGAAGCUGCAAUUCUGUUGAAAUUUCUCCUGCAACAUUUUCAUAUCUUGUAUACACCUUGUCAAGAAACGAACCCAUUAUAAAUCUUCGAAAUCUUGGAAUCGGGCCAGCAGGUGCACUGGUAGUGAUGCAUAAGCUUGUGAAAGAUAAACCAACCGUCACUGAACUAGACGUAUCUUCGAAUAAUCUAGGAGACAGUGGUACUGUAACCAUUUGUAAUUUUUUAGCCACAAAUGACACCGUUCUAAAGGUCGAUUUGACCAGGAACUCUAUCCAAAGAGUUGGGGCGAAUGCUAUCGCAAGCAUGUUGGCUGAAAACAGAAAAUUGAAAACGCUUGUUUUAUCGCACAACGCCUUAUCAGAAGAACAUUUUGAACUUAUUGCCAGCCAGUUACAGACUGAGCAGAGCUUAGAAAAUCUCGAUCUUAGUUCAAAUUCCUUUACGUCAAAGUGCGGAUAUAUUUUCAGUUGUCUUUUUGCGAAAAAUAUUUCCCUAGUGACGCUCAAUCUCUCCUGUAAUUACAUCGGCGAUGAUGGAAUACAAGAUUUGAUACCUGGAUUAAAACAAAAUGGAACCAUCCGAAAUUUGGAUCUAUCGUGGAAUAACAUAGGGGAUGAAGGUGUUGCAUGGAUUGCGGAAUUCUUGAUCUCAAACAAUGUUUUAAGCCACCUCAAUCUAAGCUACAAUCGAGUGAAUACUAAUGGUAUAAAGUGGUUAGCUGAAAGUUUAUCCAUUAACGGCAGUUUAGAAUUUUUGGAGCUCAGUGGAAAUAGCUUGCACUCUCAAGACGCAGUCAUGCUAAUGGAAGCCAUAUUAGAGAAUUCUUCGUUGAAACUUGCGCGUUUGUACUUGGGCGAAGUAACUAAUUGCCCAGAAUUUGACAAACUUUUUAAUGAAAUUCGAAGUAAAUACAAAAAAUUUGAAGUAUUUGGAAUGGUCAAUGCGGUUGGACAAGUGAUAAAAUUAAGACCUCAGAGGAAUCCAUUGGAUGUACUAGACAGCUAUAUUGCAAACAAUAACUUAUGCAGACCUGUUUCUUUCGCUGACUGAUUGAUACUACACUAUUAUUAAAUGAGCAGUAACUUUGAGAGUGAUAUUUAAACUAUACAAACUGGCGAAUUGUUAGUAAAGGUGCACGCUUUCUCAGACUGCAGUUGCAAUGAUUGAGGAAUGAGGAGUCUAACCUAUCAAUUGAUUGAGGAGUUUAACACUAAUAUUGUUUAAACAGUCUCCUAAAUUAAUGGACCAUUUGCAUUAUAGACUUAAUUUUGGUCUAGACAAAAAUUUUAUCACAGCUUGAAAGAGCAUCACAAAAUUAGUAAUAUUCCAAAGUUUCGUUGCGAAAUGUUGUAAAAUGCGGAUAAUAUAGUCUUGCG